This is a messenger RNA of Paramecium primaurelia, 2468 nucleotides long. Lineage: Eukaryota; Ciliophora; Oligohymenophorea; Peniculida; Parameciidae. The record is from the annotation of a GenBank genome assembly.
AUGAAGGGCUUCGAAAUUGAAUUAGAUUUAGAUGCUGAGUAUAUUAUGUGGAUGUACCAUCUAAAAUUCUUCAUUGAUUUAAAAAGAAAAUAUGAAACAUUUGUGAAAUUCAGAGGAAAUAAGGCAUUUUUAGAAGGAGGAGAUUAGCUUAGGGUUUAAUGUGCAGUAGAGGAUGCCUUAUUUAAGGCUAAGAAUGAAUUUAUUUAUGAUUUUUUGAUGCAAUCAAAUAAUCUUGAUGAGAAUUAUGGACCAUACUUGGAAUUGUUAAGCAAUUAGAAAUAUGAAUAGAUUAAAAAAGAAUACUAUGGAUUAUUUAUAUAUACUAAAAGGCAAUUCAUGUAGAUAAAGUAAGAAUUGAUUGAUAAAUUUGGGUACUUAAAAAAUUUCUCUCGACAAUACCCUUAAAAUUUUGUGAUAAUAUUCUUGCCUUCUAGCAAGCAAUCUUAAUUAAUUUAGAGAAUAUAAGAUUUAGUUAGACAUAUUAAUAAUAAUAUUGAUUAAGGGAUUACACCAUAAAGUUCAAAAUAUUAUAGUUAUAGAAAUAGAGAUUUGGCAUAGAGAAAUGUUUAUAAAAAGAUUUAUUAAAUAAAGAUGAGAGAUUUGUAAGCUAUUCAAAUAUUUUUAAUAUUUGAUAUAAGGAGAAUGGAAGAGUAUUUUAAGGUGUCUUUUACUUUAAAAGAUUAUCAUGAUUAUGUGAUAUUGGUUAUUUAAGGAUCAUCUGAUAAUGGAUGUUAAGAGGCAAUGUCAACAUUAGAGAAUCAUUUGAAACAUAAGAUGUUAUUUUAGAUAUAAAAAGAAUAAGGUGAUUUAUUUAAAGGAACAGAAUGGAAAAUAGUAAAAAUUGAAGAAAUAGAAUUAAUUGCCAAUAGAUUAGAUUAAUGUUUUGAGACAGAAAUUUUAAAGAGGAUGACUAAUAAUUUUUAGAAAAAUGAUUUCAUAUUUACAGAUAUUACAUAAUGGAAUUAUUUUAGAUAAAAAUAAAUGAAUGAAGAGAGUAAUUAAAUAUCUAGAUUGACAAAUAGUUAUUAUUAAAGUGAAGUUGAUAGAUAGAUAGACAGUGAAUUAAUAUAAUAAGAUAUUAGUGGAAUAGGAUAAUUAGAAUAAGAGAAUUAGAAAGAGAUAUUUCCAUAUAAAAAUAAUCAAGAUUGUAAUUCUGAUAUAAUUAUGUAACCUAUAAAUUAAUAGAUUAAUAAAUAAGAAAUAAUUUAAUAGAUAGAUAAUCAAUCAUCAGAUGAAGAAUAAUAGGAUAUGAAAUAAUUAAAAAUUAUUAAAGAUCACAAGGUUGAAACUUUAUAGGAUAAAAUAAUAAUUGAGUUUUUUAAUUAUAAGGAGAAAUCUAAAUUAUAUCUCUUUCUUAAUAAUUUUGAUGAAGGAUAAUUCCAAUCAGAUUUUGAUGCAUAUUGUUCAAAUAAUUAUAUUUUUCCAUAUGUCAUUCAACCUGAUUAUAGUCAAUAAAAUUAAUUGAAGUUUAUAAUUGAGAUUUUCACUAAUGAUGAUAAAAAUAAUCUUGAUUAAAUAAUAGAUUUCUUGGAUCAUUAUAUGAAUUGUUAAAUUAUGUUGGGAAUCAAAAAUAUUUAAUAAUUAUAAUAAAUAGAUUAAGAGGAGUUAGAAGAAUUAUGUGAUGAUUACAAUUGUAAUUUAAAAAUAUAUAAUUGUGAUCUAAGUGCAAAAUAGGUAGGAUGGUAGGAGAUUGAUGCUUAACCAUAAAAGAAUUAAAAUGGAAAAGAUACUGUCUUAGUAUUUUCAAAUGUAAUGCAUUGUUUUAUAGAAUAAUUAAAAGAUAAAGUGAAUAGUCUUAAUUAAUUUAGUAAAAAAAGCAUUAUUACUUUACUUUUUUAAUCUUAAUUUGAAUUUGCAUAUAAAUUAGGUGAAAUUAAAAAGCUUGAUAAAUUUGGUCAAUUUCAUUUAGAUGAUUGUUAUUGGGUGAAAAUAACAGCAAAGAAUCCUAAAGAAAUUAUUAAUAAUAUCAAAGAGAAUGAUUCUAAAAUAUUUAAGACAAUUUUAGGGAAAUAAUCUAUAUGUUAAAAUGAAGCAAUAGUAUUAGGUAAAGCAGAUGAGAAUAGAGAAUUUUAUGAUGUAUUUAUUCCUGAACUUUAUUGCAAAUACUAUGAAAAAUUAAGGAGUGAUUAUUUAGAACAUCAAUAUUUAGAGGAAGAAUGGAAAUAAGUAAAAAUUGAACCAAAUGAAAAAUCAUUUUUUAUAGAUGUGACUGAUUUAGAAAUACCACCUACUCAUUUAGAACCAAUAAUUGAAGUGAUUGCUAAAUUUGAAAGUAUUUUUAUUAUUAUUGAUUUUUUUAGGAAAAGGUAAAGUGAUUGAAAGUAUUACUAAUUUAUAGAAAGGUGUCUAUUUAAUUGGAAAAACUAAUAAUGUAAAUUCUGAUACAUUUGAAUUGACCAUGAACAAUCAUGUUAUUAGGUAUUUUUAAUAAAUUAAUUUCUAUUAGUUCCAUAAUAAACAUUAAAUGA